CCCAUGGACGCACUCGGUAUAAAGAAAAAUAUUUCAGAGCUUAGUGAAAAUGAAAUAAAUACAUCAGAUCAGUUAACUGUCGUUUGGAAUGCAACAAAAAAUUGUACAAAUACAAAAGCUUCACGAAAAUCAUAUGAUAAAAGCAAUGACGUCGAAGAAAUUGAUGUGAAGAAUAAUGGCACAACUAAAACACAAAAGCAAGAAGACGAUGACGACGAAUUUGAUGAUUCAGGCGAUGGAGGAGGCCAAAACUUUGUUACAAUGCUAAUUUCAACUUUUCUUGGAAGUCUAAGUACUCCUGAAGGUGGAGUUGAUGUGGAUGCUUUGGUUGCUUUAAUUGGAACUCUGAGUGUUAUGAGGGAUGACGGAACAUACGAUUUUACCGGUUUGCAAACCACUCUUAUGAAUUUCCUUGGGAAAUAG
Agrilus planipennis (emerald ash borer) is the source of this 423-nucleotide messenger RNA. RefSeq lists its product as uncharacterized. Bases 4 to 423 code for a protein of 139 amino acids. The record is from RefSeq and is a predicted model, not a curated record. NCBI's taxonomy places the organism in Eukaryota, Metazoa, Arthropoda, Insecta, Coleoptera, Buprestidae. The transcript is spliced from 4 exons.